Messenger RNA from Trichophyton rubrum CBS 118892, 3229 nucleotides. RefSeq lists its product as uncharacterized. The record is from RefSeq and is a predicted model, not a curated record. NCBI's taxonomy places the organism in Eukaryota, Fungi, Ascomycota, Eurotiomycetes, Onygenales, Arthrodermataceae. The transcript has a single exon. Gene Ontology annotation, molecular function: single-stranded DNA binding; ATP binding; ATP hydrolysis activity. Bases 502 to 2619 code for a protein of 705 amino acids. Gene Ontology annotation, cellular component: MCM complex; nucleus. Gene Ontology annotation, biological process: double-strand break repair via break-induced replication; DNA replication; DNA replication initiation.
ACUACGAGGAGGAAAAGAACGUGCUCAAAGAGUUUCUUCAAAACUUCAAGUCCAGCCAGUCUGCUUCGGAGACAUCUGCGACAGAAGCGAUUUCAGGCCUCAACAUUGAUGAAGAUGAUCUUGACGCCCUGGAUGAAAUGGACGAGGACGGUGAAGAGAAUGGGCGAACAACAGGAGAGCGACGUGAACCGAAGCUUAAAUAUAUGGCGCUAUUGCAAGAGAUCGCAGACAGAAGGAAGAAUCACAUCGUCAUAGAGUUGGACGACUUGGAUAAAGUACAGUCAGCCCCAGGAGAUGGUGUUUAUACCCGUCGUUUAAGUGUUGGAAGGCUAAUCGAUGUGGCUUUUACCAGUUCAUGAAAUCUGCACCCGAAGGGCCACAUUCAGACCUUGCGGAACGAAUUACAAAUAAUGCGAAGCGAUACAUUGAUGUGAUUUCGGAAGCAAUCGAUGACAUAAUGCCCAAGGAAAGCUCAGAAGUAACGUUAGUACAGACACCCUUAUGGCGCUAGAGGCACAUGAGCUCAUAUUGACUUAUGUUUUUAGAUUUAAGGAUGAUGUGAUUGAUGUUUUAGUUUCUCAGCGUGGACGACGGAACGAAACUCUGGACCUGGCUUUAGAAGCGGACCCAGAUGCCGAUAUGCAGCCAGCCAUAUUCCCGCCAGAGCUUAUCAGGAGAUACACACUUAACAUCAAACCAAUCACUCCCUCUGGAUCAAGCAGUAACCCGAAAGCAAAGGCUUUUGCAGUCAGAGAUGUUCGUGGAGCACAGCUUGGAAAACUAAUUACAGUUCGUGGCAUCACUACCAGAGUUUCCGAUGUCAAACCCUCCGUCAAGAUCAACGCAUAUAGCUGUGACCGUUGUGGCUCUGAAGUAUUUCAGCCGAUCACCACCAAACAGUUUCUCCCACUAACGGAAUGUCUGUCGGAAGAAUGCAAAAAGAACAAUAGCAAGGGCCAGCUGUUUCUUUCCACCCGAGCCUCAAAGUUUGUUCCGUUUCAGGAGGCCAAGAUACAGGAGAUGGCAGACCAAGUACCUAUUGGACACAUCCCUCGCACACUGACAGUACACCUGAUGGGUAGCCUAGUCCGACAGUUGAGCCCAGGAGACAAUGUUGAUAUUGCCGGAAUUUUCCUUCCCACCCCUUACACAGGUUUCCGGGCCAUCAAAGCCGGUCUUCUCACUGAUACCUAUCUCGAAGCCCAACAUGUUACACAACAUAAAAAGGCCUACGAUCACCUUGUCAUGGACCCAGUAACCCUGAGAAAAAUUACUAGACAUGCGAGCUCGGGUAACAUGUAUGAGUACUUGUCACGUUCGAUAGCUCCGGAAAUUUAUGGCCAUCUCGACGUUAAGAAGGCCCUGCUACUUCUUCUAAUCGGUGGUGUGACAAAGGAAAUGGGAGACGGAAUGCGGAUUCGUGGUGAUAUAAACAUCUGCCUGAUGGGUGACCCUGGAGUUGCGAAAUCCCAACUUUUGAAAUAUAUCACCAAGGUAGCUCCUCGUGCCAUUUACACCACUGGACGAGGAAGCAGUGGAGUUGGUCUGACAGCAGCAGUGAUGCGUGACCCUGUCACAGAUGAAAUGGUUCUUGAGGGCGGCGCCCUUGUUCUCGCAGAUAACGGUAUCUGCUGCAUCGAUGAAUUUGACAAGAUGGAUGACGGAGAUAGGACUGCUAUUCACGAAGUUAUGGAACAACAAACAAUCUCGAUAUCUAAAGCCGGAAUCUCAACCACCCUCAAUGCUCGCACCUCCAUUCUUGCAGCUGCCAAUCCGCUGUACGGACGGUAUAAUCCCCGAGUAUCACCUGUUGAGAACAUCAACCUCCCCGCCGCACUUCUGUCUCGUUUUGAUAUUCUGUUUCUCAUGCUGGACACCCCCUCCCGUGAUGCUGACGAAGAACUCGCCAGCCAUGUUGCCUAUGUACAUAUGCACAACAAACACCCUGAGACCAGUGCCGAUGAAGUAGUCUUCACUCCUGCCGAAGUACGACAGUAUAUCGCCAAAGCGCGAACAUUCCGCCCUGUGGUACCGAAGAGUGUCUCAGAUUAUAUGGUGGGUGCAUAUGUCCGUAUGCGCAAACAGCAAAAGCAAGAAGAAGGAAGCAAAAAACAAUUCACUCACGUCACGCCGCGAACCUUGCUGGGCGUCCUUCGCCUUUCUCAGGCUCUGGCCCGACUCCGAUUCAGCGAGCGUGUUGUCACUGAGGAUAUCGAUGAGGCCCUCCGGCUGAUCGAAGUUAGUAAAUCCAGCUUACACCAGGACUCACAAACGGGCAUAGAUCACAGCCCUACCAGCAAAAUUUACAACCUCAUUUGCGCCAUGAGGGAGAGUGGUGCGGCUGCUAUCGGUGACGAAGAUGAAGGAACUCUCAGCAUGAAGAGGAUUCGGGAACGAGUUGUCGCGAAAGGAUUUACAGAUGACCAACUUAGCCAGGCAAUUGAUGAAUACGCAGAACUUAGUGUAAGUGCAACAUUUAUCCUCCGGCUUUGUACCCUCCUUAUUAACGUGUAUAUUUCCUACAGGUCUGGCAAGUCAGUGGAAACGGCACUCGGCUUGUCUUCAUUGAAGCCGGGGAUGGCGAUGCAAUGGAUUUGUAGGAUUUCAUAUAAAUUAUAACGAAUUUUCAAAACAAUAGCGUAUGGUUCGAUAAAUCUAGUCCUUUUAAUGAGCCCAAGCUUUCAAUUCUUCUCAAGUGCGUCCUUGACUAAAUUCCUUUCUUUCCGAUGAAGCAGUAAAGAAUGGUUCUCUACAAUGCAACGUCCAGGGAUCAAGGGCCUUCUCUACCCAAUACGGAGUGUCCUACAGCACCCUCUUGCAUCGCGAGCUAAUACCGAUGUCUUACAUGCAUGGUAUGCUAGCUGCUUGUUUGCCCAUUCCCCUAUACGAGCUUCCAUGGAGCCAAAGAAACCGUUGAAGCCGCUAGGUUGAUCGCAGUUAAACAUCACAACACGCUUCUAAGCUGAAUCCCUAGCGAGGGCUGAACAUUAUGCCUAUUCAUAGCACUACCCGAAACAUAACACGAUCCUUAUAACUACCUAAUGGAUAUGUCACAACAGUGAGCAGAGCUGGGAACAGGGUUGGUUACCCCAGAGUGUCGAUGCACGCUAAGGCUGAACUUGUCCCGAAUCUUCGCUUGCGAUGACUUCAUCGUCCCAACUUUCUUUUCACCUCGCCAGGCAGGUAAUACGCUCGAACAAGCGAGAUGUCUCAGCGCCAUAAGUUUCCC